AUGGGUCUUCGAGUCACAGCCCUGAAAAUCGACCCUUACCUGAACACAGACGCCGGAUUGCUCAACCCUCUAGAACACGGCGAAUGCUUUGUUCUGGCCGAUGGCGGAGAGACUGAUCUGGAUCUUGGAAACUACGAGAGAUAUCUUGGCAUCCAGCUGAGCAACGAGAGCAACAUGACGACUGGCAAAAUCUACAAGCUCGUCAUCGAUAAAGAGAGACGCGGAGACUACCUGGGAAAGACCGUUCAAGUGGUUCCCCAUGUCACUGAUCAGAUCCAAGAGUGGGUUGAGCGAGUCGCCAAGAUCCCUGUCGAUAGCUCAGGAGAGGAGCCUGAUGUUUGCAUUAGUAUGUUUGUUCUAAAAGCCUUGCAGGGUGGAACUGUUGGAAGUGACAUUGAAUCCGCACCCUUUAUCGAAGCGCUUGUUCAGUUACAGCACAGACUCGGCCGCGAGAACUUCUUCAGCAUUGCCGUAUCAUACGUGCCGAUUAUCAAUGGAGAGGAGAAGACCAAGCCCACUCAACACGCCGUCAAGUCGAUGCGCAGUGCCGGCUUGAUUCCCGACAUGGUUGCCUGCCGUUGCGAACGAUCCCUCGACGAAGACACCAUCCGAAAGGUUGCUCGAAGCUGCCAGGUUCAAUACGAACAAGUCAUUGGUGUGCGAGACAUGGACACCAUCUACCAGGUUCCUAUGCUUCUUGAACAGGAGGGCCUGCUCAAACUCCUCCAGAAGGGCUUGGCUCUUGACAAGGUCGACCUCUCUUCGGCUCAAAUCAAGCAAGGCCAGAACCUGUGGGGCCUCUGGAAGAAGACUGUCAUUCCCGAGCACCAUCUCGAGCCUGUCAACAUCGCUUUGGUAGGCAAAUACGUCACCCUUGACGAUGCAUACCUGAGUGUGCGAAAAUCGCUUGAGCAUUCGGCCAUGCGAUGCAAGCGCAAGCUGAACCUCAUUCCCGUGGACUCUGAGCAUCUGGAGAAAGAUAUGCAGACGGCCGAUCCUAUCAAAUUCCACAACGCCUGGAAGGCCGUUUGCGAAGCUAAUGGCGUCAUUGUGCCGGGCGGCUUCGGUUCAAGAGGAAUUGAGGGAAUGAUUGAGGCUACCAAGUGGGCUCGCGAGCGCAAGGUGCCUUUCCUUGGAAUUUGCCUGGGUCUCCAGGUGGCCGUCCAAGAAUAUGCUCGCAAUGUCCUUGGAUACAAGAACGCCACCUCCGAAGAGGUUUCAGGUGCUCUUGCAGAGCAUCGCUUCGUCAUCUUCAUGCCUGAAGGAUCCAAAGAGCAAAUGGGCGGCACAAUGAGACUUGGUACUCGCACAACGCACUUCAAGCCCGGCACCGAAUGGAGCAAGCUCCGAGCCAUGUACGAGGGCGCCGCAGUUGUUGAGGAGCGCCACCGACAUCGUUACGAGGUUAACCCCGAAUACAUCGACGAGCUGGAGAAGGGCGGCCUCGAUAUUACGUCUCUUGACGAUCAAGGAGUGCGAGUCGAGACCAUUGAGAUCAAGGAUCAUCCCUUCUUUGUUGGAUUGCAAGCUCAUCCCGAACUUACCAGCAAGGUGCUGAGCCCCUCUCCGCCAUUCCUCGGCUUCGUGGCGGCCAGCUCAGGAUGCCUCGACCAGAUCACCGAGGAGAUCAACCACAAGAAGGAUGGACUGGCGAAUGGAACUAGUGGCGCUUCCCACUUUUAA
Molecule: messenger RNA, 1683 nt
Organism: Trichoderma gamsii
Lineage: Eukaryota; Fungi; Ascomycota; Sordariomycetes; Hypocreales; Hypocreaceae
Product: CTP synthase
Exons: 11
Coding region: 1-1683 (560 amino acids)
Biological process (GO): CTP biosynthetic process; pyrimidine nucleobase biosynthetic process
Cellular component (GO): cytoplasm; cytoophidium
Molecular function (GO): CTP synthase activity; identical protein binding
Source: RefSeq, a predicted model, not a curated record